UUUCUAAAGUACUCUAGACUACUCGUGGCUUACACACCCAUCAUUUCACUCAAAUACCCUACGAUAUGUCCCUCUCUCGAAGAUCUAUAGCAGGAAGCCUGCAGCUUCUACAUAGCGCGAGGAUUACGCCAUUCCAAUGCCAGAAACCGAUUGACAAGCGACCUCGCUCAUCUCUGACGGCCAGUGGACGCUGCCGGAAAGAAGUCGCCCUUGCGACGCACGAUCAACACCAAAGCUCCAUUCAAUACGCACUGACCACCCUCGACCAAGUCACCAAUUGGGCCCUCCAGGGCUCCUUGUGGCCCAUGACCUUCGGCCUGGCGUGCUGUGCCGUGGAAAUGAUGCAUGCGGCCGGUCCCCGUUACGACAUAGAACGCCUGGGAAUGCUGUUUAGAGCCUCCCCUCGACAGGCGGAUCUCCUGAUCGUAGCCGGUACGUUGACGAACAAGAUGGCGCCAGCGUUCCGACAGGUCUACGAUCAGAUGCCCGAGCCACGAUUCGUGAUUAGUAUGGGCAGCUGUGCGAAUGGGGGUGGGUAUUAUCACUAUAGUUACUCCGUGGUCCGGGGCUGCGAUCGGAUUGUGCCAGUGGAUGUAUAUGUACCAGGAUGUGAGUGCUGUCUUCCGCGAGCUAGAGGUUCCAUGAAAGACUUGAUGACUGAUGAAAUUAUAGGCCCACCAACAGCCGAAGCUUUGCUAUAUGGAAUUUCCUUGGUACAGAAGAAGAUUCGGCAUAGGAAAGUGACUCGGAUGUGGUAUAGACGUUGAGGUCUUGUCCGGUCUGACUCUAAAAACAUGUAUCUAGUUGAGAUUGACAGAUUGUUUCAAAGGAGUAAAAAAGACUUAGUCAUCACAGUACCAGGUUUGAGUUCUUGCCAGAGUAAGGCUUCA
This is a messenger RNA of Aspergillus japonicus CBS 114.51, 890 nucleotides long. Its product is annotated as NuoB/complex I 20 kDa subunit family protein. Gene Ontology annotation, biological process: mitochondrial respiratory chain complex I assembly; aerobic respiration; electron transport coupled proton transport. The record is from RefSeq and is a predicted model, not a curated record. Gene Ontology annotation, molecular function: NADH dehydrogenase (ubiquinone) activity; quinone binding; 4 iron, 4 sulfur cluster binding. NCBI's taxonomy places the organism in Eukaryota, Fungi, Ascomycota, Eurotiomycetes, Eurotiales, Aspergillaceae. Bases 66 to 767 code for a protein of 233 amino acids. The transcript has 3 exons.